CUUGAAAGACAUAAGGCUGGAAAAUUUUAUUAAUUUUUAUGGUGAGGAGGGUAUUCAUUAAAUAAUGAUUCAUUUAAUAUUUCUCUGUUACUAAGCAACUGGUAUGAGCCAGUAGCAGCAGGUGUGGUAAGUUGGGGUGCUGUACAAAAAGUCAAUAAUUCACCCUCCUAGGGGUUGUGUUGUAGAGGGUGAAAAUGGAAGCAACAUGAAAAUACAUUUCAAGAGCAGUUAAACAUAAAAUACAGUCAAAAUGAAUUCAAUUUCUCAUAAUUUUUUACUAUACCAAGCCAACUUUAUUCUUGAUAUACAAAAUAUAUUUGGUGAAAACAAUGAUUUCCUUAGAAAAGUUUCGAAGUACAGUGACCCAUCUUAUGCUAUAUCAAUACUAUUUCCAGUAUUUUGUUCUCUUGAUACCAAAGUGGGUUUCUAUGUUCUAUUAGUUUCAUCUGUUACUGAAUGGGCAAAUAUUCUUUUAAAAUGGUUUCUUGCUGAGAAUAGACCCUAUUGGUGGGUCGCUGAGGCGAAGGUACAUGUUCCUCUUCGACAAACUGAUAUUACCUGCGAAACAGGAGCUGGCUCUCCUUCAGGACAUGUGAUGGGUGCUGCUGCUUUGAGUUAUGUAUUUCUACGAUGGUUGACCUGUUGGAUGUCUGAAAUAGUUCCCCCAAAUAAAAAAAGGUUCAGAAAUGCUGUGAGAAUUUUUUUGUGGAUGGUUUAUUUAAUAAUAGUCUGUUUGGUGACUUUAUCACGAGUGAAUAUUGCUGCACAUUUUAUACACCAGUGUCUCUUGGGUGCAAUAAUAGGACUGUUAAUUUCAAUGUUAUUAGUUAAAGAUGCUAAAUGGACACUCUGCAGAAAAUUUUUCUCACUUUCAAAAUGGAAAAUGAUCUUGUUAGCGUUUUUAGGCACAUCAGUAGCUGUUGCAUGUUACUUUCUUCAUCAAGUUUUAGGUCUAGAUCCAGGUUGGAGUAUCAAGCUGGCUUUCAAAUGGUGUGAAAGGCCACAUUUGAUAAGCGUAAAUACUACUCCUUUAUACUCAAUUGUCAGAGACUGUGGGUGUUUUUUUGCAAUGGCUAUUGCUAGUCCUGUUAAGGAAAGGAAGUUCUAUCCCAUAGUUGGAGUAACAGCUACAUCAUUAUUUUUUAUAGGUGCUAAGAUGCUCCGACCUUUGAUGCCAAAUAAUGAUCCUUUUCAGUUUUACUUAUUUCACUUUUUAGAUAACAUUUUUACUCAUUUUUGUUUGUUAGUAGUUGUACCGUUCAUUGCAUCACUUGUUAAAUUCAAAGAAAAGAAACAUUAAUCUAUUAGUCUUGGCAUAAUGUUUAUUCAUCGCAUUUUUAAAAUGAUGUAUGAAAGGCAAUUGUUUAGCUAAAAAACAAUAACAACAUAUACUACUUAUAAAACGUAGUUGUUUUAAUAAAAGUUUUUGUUAAACUUUAGAGGGUAAACAAAUAAUUUAACAG
Molecule: messenger RNA, 1463 nt
Organism: Nezara viridula (southern green stink bug)
Lineage: Eukaryota; Metazoa; Arthropoda; Insecta; Hemiptera; Pentatomidae
Source: the annotation of a GenBank genome assembly